AUGCCGAUUUCGCGGUUAUGUCCUUCCGUUCCUCAAAUCGUAGCGUGCACCCGCGACAACCAAACCGGGUCGAAGUCCGUUUCAGGGAGACCCAAGGGAAGCCCUCAGCUGAACCGGUGGUCCAGAGCUCGAGCCGUGCGGUCCGGAAAGAAAUUGGACCGGUCCAGUCUCCGAACCCAGCCACCGGGACCAAACGCUCCUCUACGUCAAUAUCCUCUACCGGUGGACCCCGUCAAUUUGGACGGCGCAGAUGUUCUGGCUGUCAAGUCCAUCUAUAUGGUCUCCGACGGAACCGGCUGGACCGCCGAACAUUGCGUUAAUGCCGCUUUGGGUCAGUUCGAUUACUGCUUGGUCGACCGUGGCUGCCCCGUCAGUACCCAUUUGUUUUCUGGGAUUGAUGAUGCGGAGAAGUUGUUGGAGAUCACCAAGCAAGCAGCUAAGGAAGGUGCUUUGCUUGUGUAUACUUUAGCUGAUCCAUCGUUGGCUUUGGCUGCAAAGCAAGCGUGUAAGUUAUGGGGUGUGCCAUCCACUGAUGUCUUGGGACCCAUCACUGAGGCCAUUGCUUCUCAUUUGGGUGUUUCUCCCUCUGGUCUUCCCCGUGGGGCUUCUGGCCUUCCCCUGUCUGAUGAUUACUUUCGUAGGAUUGAAGCUGUUGAGUUCACCAUCAAGCAAGAUGAUGGGGCAUCUCCCCAGAAUCUGGCCAAGGCUGACAUUGUUCUCACCGGCGUUUCGCGCACCGGCAAGACCCCCUUGUCCAUUUAUCUGGCUCAGAAGGGGUACAGGGUGGCCAAUGUGCCCAUUGUCUUGGGUGUGGCAAUUCCCAGGACUCUGUUUGAGGUGGAUCCAAAAAAGGUUUUUGGCUUGACUAUAAAUCCUCUAGUCUUACAGAAUAUUAGAAGAGCAAGGACUAAAACCAUGGGAUUAAGUUCAGAUGGUAGGAGUAAUUAUUCGGAGAUGGAUUAUGUCAGGGAGGAACUUGAAUUCGCUGGAAGGCUCUUUGCUCAGAACCCUCUUUGGCCAGUCAUUGAUGUGACUGGAAAAGCCAUAGAAGAGACUGCAGCAGUUGUAUUGAGGCUGUACCAUGACAGGAUGCACAAAUGCACCAUGCCAAGGAUCUCCAAACGCUAUUAG
Molecule: messenger RNA, 1131 nt
Organism: Sphenostylis stenocarpa
Lineage: Eukaryota; Viridiplantae; Streptophyta; Magnoliopsida; Fabales; Fabaceae
Source: the annotation of a GenBank genome assembly